This is a messenger RNA of Fulvia fulva, 2211 nucleotides long. Its product is annotated as Cell division control protein 1. The record is from RefSeq and is a predicted model, not a curated record. Bases 1 to 2211 code for a protein of 736 amino acids. NCBI's taxonomy places the organism in Eukaryota, Fungi, Ascomycota, Dothideomycetes, Mycosphaerellales, Mycosphaerellaceae. The transcript has a single exon. Gene Ontology annotation, biological process: GPI anchor biosynthetic process. Gene Ontology annotation, cellular component: endoplasmic reticulum.
AUGCGCUUCCAGCACCAUGUCACCCAGACGUUUCGCCGAAUCGUUCGACACUACCCAUUCCUCCGCAAACUAUCCCUGACCACCACCAUCUUGACCAUCGUAUGGUUCUACAUAGUCUACAGUGGUGAACGGUCCACCUUCGAAUCGCACAUCAAAGCAUGCCACUGGGACAAGUGGGAAGAAUGGCCGCACGAUGCAACGCCGCAUCAUCUGCUCUUCGUGGCAGAUCCGCAGCUGGUUGACCCGCACACAUAUCCUGGUCGACCAUGGCCAUUGUCAAGUCUGACGGAGAAGUACACGGAUCUGUACAUGACAAGGAACUUCCGCUUGGCCAACGAGCAACUCAAUCCUGACUCGAUCGUGUUCCUGGGAGAUCUGUUCGAUGGCGGAAGAGAGUGGACGCCAAAAAGAGCACGGAUGUUGAAGUCAUGGCAGAGAGACCAGCUUGUCAAGUUAGCCAUCUUACGAGAGGGCGAGAGGGAAGGACAAAAGACUGCCUCUCCAGAGUUCGUGCCUGGCGAGAAUGGGCGAUGGGCAAAAUACGGCGACACCCAGUGGCAGUCUGAAUACGAUCGGUUUGGCAGGAUAUUCUUUGCAAAAGAGCAACUAUACCCCAAAGUAGAACGGAACUUGGUGCCAACGUGGCUCAUGGCAGAGGAUCCGGUCAGUGUCGCGAACGGUGCGCCUUCUCCCGGCUGGCACGAGUAUGCUAUCGAUGGCAGACAUCGUGAAAUCAAGACGAGCCUGCCUGGGAACCACGACUUGGGAUUUGGCUCGGGUGUACAGUCGGCAGUGCGAGAUCGCUUCCAGAGCCACUUUGGUGAAACGAAUACCGUCUACGUACUGGGCAACCACACAUUCGUCAGCUUGGACGUGCCGUCACUCUCGUCAUUUGAUGAGUCUUCUCAAGAAGAGAUGACCGUGGAGCGGCAGAACAAGUAUUCGAACGUCUGGAAGCCGACGAAUGACUUCUUGGACGGAGUGAACACGUCCGCGGCUAAAGUGGUGAGCCGACACCUCAACCAAUACUACCCAGGAGCACACCCAGGUGUUAAGACUUGGCAUGGUGUCACUGCAACACAAGAGGAAAGCCUGCGUGGGAAAAGAGAUGUGACUGCUUCUACGACCCAGAGUCCGAAGCUACCAGUGGUCUUGCUAUCGCACGUGCCACUCUUCCGCAAACCUGAUACAGACUGUGGAAAGUUGCGCGAGAAAGGUAAGGCAAUCACAGUUGCUCGGGGAUAUCAGUAUCAGAAUGUACUCACACCGACACUGUCCAACUUGAUUACGAAGAAAGUGUCGAAGGCUGGUGACAUCGAGCACAUCUUCUCCGGCGAUGAUCACGACUAUUGUGAACUUACACAUCGCUUCAAUGUUGGUCGGUGGAACGAAGAGGAGAACAAAGAGCAAGUUGUCUUGAAGACCAUCAGAGAGAUCACAGUGAAGUCCUUCAGCUGGGCGAUGGGUGUCAGAAGGCCUGGGUUUCAGCUCGUCAGUCUCUGGAAUCCUGUUGACUCAACUGGCAAAACGGUCGGCACGCCGCUCCCAACAAUCCAGAGCCAUCUCUGCUUACUGCCAGAUCAGCUCGGCUUAUUCAUCAACUAUGCGAUGCUCUUGGGAUGGACUCUACUGCUUCUUGCUGUGCGUGCCAUUGUCCUUGGUCUUCGCAAGCCAGUCGAAACGGAUGACGAUGCCGACGAUGACUUCACCAGUAAGCUGGCUUUGCCACGCUAUCAAGCUCGAUCCAGCUCCAAGACUCCCAUGAACGGACACGCCAACGGGUAUGCUAGCCCGAACAAAGACCAGAGCACUGGCGCAACAGGACGUCAACGAGCAAGCUCAACCUCAAUACAAUCGAGCGGUAAUUCCAACCAAAACCUUAGCGUCCAGCGUACCUAUAACGCCAGAACACGGAGCGUCAGUCCGAAUGUCACUGCUUCCAGUGCUUUGAAUAUGGGCGAAAGCUUCAAUCCUGCGCCAGCCGGACCUCUAAUUGACCGUGCUGGGUACUUCCCACAACUCCGGUGGCAAGACCCCAAUGACAGCGACGAAGAGUCGCACGUUGGUGACGACGACAAGGACGAGAAAUGCAAACGGCGUACGAGGACACCGGGCAGGGCGAGAAGGGCCUUCAAGAAGUUUGUUGCUAGCCUCUUGAUCGUUGCAGUGCCGGCUGGGCUCUUUUAUGGUGUGAUGAUCAAGAAUUUCUAG